CGGCAGUAACGCGAAUGCAGUUCCGCCAAAACCCCCAGCGAUGGAGAUUCAAGCUAUCUCGAACCAAUACAUUGACAAAACUGUCCUAUCCCAGGUAUUAUGGGGUCUUUUCGGUAAUAAUUAUGAAUUUGAGGUUCAGGAUGAGAUAUUCAUUCUGAGAGUUCCUCGAAGAUUAACCGAUGACGAAAUUAAGCAAAUUCAAAAGAAUUCAAACCCUAAGAUUGGACUGGGAAACACGUAUUGAGAGGGACUUUUAUGGUCAAUUAAAUCUUUUGUAUGGUGGAUAGCCAAUGCGAACAUAACACGAACACGGGGAGAGCCAUCGAGAUAAGUUGUCAAGACAUGAUGAAUACUUUCUGAGAACGAAUAUGUGGAAUAUAAAGCUGAAGUUUGUCGUAUCCCUUUUAUUUCGAGUUCUCUUUUUCGACAGUG
This is a messenger RNA of Lindgomyces ingoldianus, 432 nucleotides long. RefSeq lists its product as uncharacterized. The transcript has 4 exons. The record is from RefSeq and is a predicted model, not a curated record. Lineage: Eukaryota; Fungi; Ascomycota; Dothideomycetes; Pleosporales; Lindgomycetaceae. Bases 41 to 244 code for a protein of 67 amino acids.